Molecule: messenger RNA, 4161 nt
Organism: Spodoptera exigua (beet armyworm)
Lineage: Eukaryota; Metazoa; Arthropoda; Insecta; Lepidoptera; Noctuidae
Source: the annotation of a GenBank genome assembly
UAUGAAAUGGAUGUCAACAGUAACAUUCUACGGUUCGUGCUCUUGAGAGCCGGUCGCGCGUUCUAUCAAGGUCUUCAUAACUCUGUGCUCCGACCGGCAUUGAACAAACGUCAUUUGUAAUUAUUUGUUUACCAAUGUGAAUAGCUCAUCGCACACGAACAUGGAUCUGUACGAUGUGCUCUUACAGUCUGGACUGAUAACCGGUGCGAUAGUGUUCUAUCUGGUAUUUAUUAAGAAACAAACACCGAAUAAAGGGAAUUAUAAAGUAGUUGGUUGGAACUAUUAUCUGCGGCUUCUGUUCGCACGAUAUGCUGUACGCCGUUGGAAGUCACAACUGAAGCCCACCAAGCUCCACGAGGUCCCUUUGCCUGAGCUGUUCACGGGAUGGGACAGUUUCGCGCUGCGGACGUGCGCGCCCGACGGCUCUGCGAUACUCCUGUCUAUACGCAAGCUGUGUGGACCACAGCCACUUGCCGAAAUUGUUGUUCAUGUUCAGUUACCUGAUGGAACUAUUUAUAAGUUACCGCAACACCCAGACACAGCAGUUUGUGCAUGGCAAGGCGUUGAGGAUGGUUGGAGCGCCGAAGGCCUUAAAAUUCAGGUUACUGAAGAGCAGAGCCGGUACCGAUUCUUGUACAAUGGACUUCUGACAAGGGUUGGAGACGGUGUCACACAGCAUGUGAAACUUAACCUCGUAUGGUCUUCAGUUACCAAGCCAAUCCGCUAUCCAGAUGAAUGGAGCAAUGCGCUAGCAGCAGAAGCGUUGGCCCUUGAACCGUGGCGUGAUGACAAAUGGCCGUACAUGUUGAGCAAAAUGGAAGACGGAGGCUGGUUUCAAUGGGGAGCCGCCCAGGGUCGUUUCGAGUCAUUUGAUAAAGAGGGAAUUGUGGACAAGAGUGUAUUUUUAAGAACUCGUGGAAUAAAAGAAAGGAGAUGGGCGCCACGUGGAUAUGAGGGGCUGAGACGAUCAGUCGAUAUCAUGGCGUUGGCAAGAGACGGAACGACUGUGCAAAUCCGUUGCUUGUCGUACAAAAAUGAAUUGACUCAUUGUAUAUCUGGCUGUGUUCGUUUACCGAACUUUACUCACGAGCCAAUCACGUACACUGAUAUCGUGAUGGCUGAUUUCUGCGAAAGAUCGGAUGUGAUACCUGAUGUGUACACCAUUAAUGUUAACACUUCGAAUCGUGAACUCAAAAUAGUACUAAGAAUCAAUACAGAUGGCGGGAAAGUAUUUAGUGGAGUUCCUUAUCAACAGGAAGAAGUAUUUCGCACUAUGCAUGUUAAUAUUAACUGCGAACCGGGUACAGGCAUAUUACAACUUGGAUAUGAACCAUCAGUUGUAUCAGAACCGACUUCUCGCAUUGCACCACCAAGACAGCUGAAGUGGUUGGCGGAGAAGCAAGCUGGUGAGGUUGGAUAUUGUGUGGCAUUUGAAGAUCGUGCCGCUGCUUGUCCUAUGUAUGUUGGAGGAAAAGGUGCUUCUCUGGCUCUAUUGGCUUCGGUACAAAAAGAAAAGGGUUACCGUGUCCCACCUGGAUUCUGUUUGACUACACGAGCCUUGGAAAAACAUUUAAAACUACACCCAGAACUGAAGGCCGCUAUAGAUGAAAUUGAAGCAGCAAAUGAACAUUAUAAUGAAGUUAUAUUUAAGGAAAAAUGCCAAAAAGCUUCAGAUCUCCUCGUUGCUACUGCCAUAAAGGACGAUAUAAGAGAUGAAAUAUUGAAAAGCAUGAAAGAAUUGAGAGAAAAGGUUGUAGAACAGAAUUUAGGGUCAGAAUUGCGUUUUGCAGUUCGUUCGUCAGCCGUUGGAGAAGAUAGCGAGGAGUUGUCUGCUGCUGGCCAAAACGAAACAAUCCUUGGCUGCAUUAGCGACGAUGACAUUUUAAAAGGAGUUCAAAAAUGCUGGGCGUCAAUGUUUGCAUUCACCAGUACUUACUAUCGCAGGCAGAAUGGACAGCCCUGUCUGUGUGGAGGUGGCGUAGUGGUACAAGCUCUAGUGACACCACGAGCGGCAGGUGUGAUGUUCACGCGACACCCAGCUCAUGGAGACCCGUCCAAACUGCUCAUUACCGCUAACUAUGGACUUGGUGAGAGCGUGGUUUCUGGUGCCGUGGAACCAGAUACAAUUAUAGUAAAGCGAACAGGCAAGGAUCUAAGUAUUUUGAAGAAGGAUCUGGGGUCCAAAAUUAAGAGGGUUAGAACAGAGGGCAGUGGAAUCGAAAUGGAGGAUGUGCCAGAUGAUGAGAGAAAUGUCGCUUGCAUUACGGAUGCUGAAGCCUUAAAGUUGGCAAGCAUUGGAGUAUCUCAAGAAGAGUUAUGGGGCGCUGGUAGAGACAUAGAAUGGGCAGUUAAAGAGAACGAGAUAUUCCUCUUACAAGCGCGACCCAUCACCUCCCUGGACCGUUGGACAGAAGAAGAGUUGCUCUAUGAACUGGAUUCCGCGAUUAUGGCUGACGAUGAACUGAUCUCCUUCGGAAAUUGCGGCGAGGUCCUUCCAAAGCCGUUAUCUGCAAUGAAUUACGACAUUGUGUGUAAAGUGUUGGUGGCGGGUAUGGAUGAAAUGGUCGGUGCUAACGAUAGCGGCUAUGACAACACCAUAUACCUUACUCACAACAGAUGCACUAUGUCACUGUACAAUACCUUAUACAGAAGGGUUACUGAAGAAAUUAAUAUGCCAAUUCGCAUGUCCGAAAUGGCAGUACACGGUCAUACCGUAGCAGAUCAGCAGAUAUUGAAGACAGCUUGUCACAGGCGACCUCCAUACAGAACUCAAAGUCUUGAAGGCAUAUUAUUCAUGUUAAAGGUAUUAUUCACCUCAAAACGAGCCCUGAAUGACUCCAUAAAGGCAAGUAAACAAAACUAUGAAAUUAAUAGCGAGGACCCGGAGGAAAUAUUGGCUGCUAUAAUGAAGUCUCACGAUACUAUGCAACGCGUUGCAUACAACCACUGUGUCACCAGCUCUGCUAGUACUAGUAGCCAAAUUUUAGCAAUGUCUGUGUUCAUGGAGGGCAAAUUGGACUUUACUUCUGAAGUCUGCAGUGAAAUAAGCACAAUGUUUAGCUCAGGAGAUGUGCUUUCUGCUGAAGUGCCUACUGCUUUAGCAAAUAUAGUACGUAAGUUGGAGAAGUCAGGGUUAGCUGAUGAAUUUAGAGCUCAGGAUCCAAAGACAGCUCUGCAAUGGUUGAAGAACAACGCUCAUGAUGAUAUUUAUAUUGAUGUUCGAGCAUUUUUGGAAGAACAUGGGUACAGAGCUGUUAUGGAGUUCGAUAUCCUAACAAAGCCUUGGGUGUUAGUCCCCGAAGAAAUGAUGGUUGUUCUCCAAAACUUGCGCGUUCUGAAUGAUGGAGCUGUAAAGGAAACUAAGAGUACUCAGGAGAUAAUAGAUGCUUUGACCAUACCUCAACAGUCAAUCACUAAGAAAAUUCUUCGCUGGGUUCUACCUCUGUGUCACAGUACCGUGCGGCAAAGAGAGGGCACGAAGGCUCACAUGGUGCUAGUUAUACACAAAGUGCGACUCGCUUUCCUGCGACUAGGUCGCUUGUUGGUCAAGAAGUGGUACAUACCGAAUGAGGACCUCGUGUUCUUCUUCCGACUACAUGAGCUACAAAAAUACCUUGCUACUAGAGAUCCAGCUUUAUUGAAAAAAGCUAUGUUACGUCAGCAAUAUCACCCAGGUUGGUGUAAGCUGAAGUUUGAAGAGCUACACGUUGGGUGGGUUAAUAAGUUGGAGCCUAAAGCACCCAAUCUAAUGGCUGGAGAUGUCAAAAUAAAGGCCACGUCAGUCUGUGGAGGUGAAGUUGUGGCCAGGGCUUGUGUCAUCAAGGAUCUUUCAGAGAUUGAUCAACUACGUCGUGGUGACGUUUUAAUAACACACGCAACUGACAUCGGCUGGUCGCCUUACUUCCCGCUGCUGACCGGCAUCGUCACAGAACUUGGCGGACUUAUAUCACAUGGUGCUGUGAUUGCCAGAGAAUAUGGUUUGCCGUGCAUUGUUGGUGCAGCGUAUGCUACAGAUGUAUUUAAAACUGGAGAUUUAGUGAGACUGUCCGGAUCCAAAGGAACAAUAGAAAAAGUCGAAGUAGCUCAAGACAAUCAAGAUGCAAGUGCUGACAGUUAAAGUAUUAUGAUGUAUUGUGUAAAUAUGUGUAGAUAAGGGAAAGG